UUCCUCACCCCAAACCCUGAUAAGGGGAGGAACCAUCCACCCAGUCACCAUGACACCUACUACCAGUGGCGAGCGUGAGCACCGUCCUUGCCAACACCUGCUGCCGUGCGCAUGUAGAUUCCUGCACUUUCAUGGAUGUGGAUACUUGCAUUGACGCAGGCGCUUGCACCAACGCGAACUCCUGCAUUGACGCGGAUGCCUGUAUUGACGCAUAUGCCCGCACUUAUGCUCACAGGAACGCCUUACUACUUUUGCUACCAACUGUCUCGUGUACCCUCACCUCCAUGCGUCCCCUUGCGGGCUCCUACAAUUCAGGGAUUCAAGGUUCAUUUUAGUCGGGAUCACUAUCAGGGCCCUCCUUGCAACCAAGCAGACAUUUUUCUCGUUCUCAGUAACACAACCGUAUAAGAGCACCCACACAGUUUGUAUGUACUAUCACCAUGUCCAACGAAGAUGAAGCAGACAAGUUUAGGCAAUUCUCUCCUUCCAUCCUCUCCAGUCUCACCGCCAACAUCUGUGAAGAAGAGACA
Molecule: messenger RNA, 530 nt
Organism: Suillus fuscotomentosus
Lineage: Eukaryota; Fungi; Basidiomycota; Agaricomycetes; Boletales; Suillaceae
Exons: 3
Coding region: 136-408 (90 amino acids)
Source: RefSeq, a predicted model, not a curated record